AUGAGCGCUCCCGAUAAUGUUGGCAACGUUCAUGACGCUGUGUCAAGUUUGUAUGCCUCGGCCUUGCGUCAACCCGUCCAUGCGCCGGAUUGUCAUGCUGGUGAGAUUUCGCCAACUGGGGUUUCAGCAAUACUGGCAGUCAUUCCAACGCUUACAAUCGCCGAAACUUUUGUUGACUUUGGAUCUGGGAUCGGCAACGUGGUUGCACAAGUGGCAUUGGAGACUUGUGUUGGGAGAUGCAUCGGGAUUGAGUUCCAGGACAACUUGGCAAACAUGUCCAAACUGCUGAUUCGUGGCGCACGCGUGGAUUUCCCGAAUUUAUCCAAGGUCACGAUUCACGAGGCCGACCUCAGAGCGAUGAGCCCAGCCGUACGCGAGGAUAUUGACGGGGGCAGUGUUUUAUUUGCGAACAAUAUCGUUUUCGAGCCUACAAGUUUUGCGGCGCUGGAGGACUUUGCAUCUUCAGCAGCAGGUUUGGUCCACGUCGUUGUCAUGGCAACAAUUUGCGGCCGGCACCGCCCAACCUGCCCGCGCAACUUCUGUUCUGUCUGGACGCUCCGACAGCGUAUCGACGUUCAAGUGUCUUGGUCUUCCCAGCUUCAUCACGCAUACUGGUACACCAGGGUUGUAGAGCCCUACAUCUAA
Phytophthora sojae is the source of this 645-nucleotide messenger RNA. RefSeq lists its product as hypothetical. Gene Ontology annotation, cellular component: nucleus. The record is from RefSeq and is a predicted model, not a curated record. Lineage: Eukaryota; Oomycota; Peronosporomycetes; Peronosporales; Peronosporaceae. Gene Ontology annotation, molecular function: histone H3K79 methyltransferase activity. The transcript has a single exon. The coding region runs from base 1 to 645 and encodes 214 amino acids. Gene Ontology annotation, biological process: DNA damage checkpoint signaling; regulation of transcription regulatory region DNA binding; DNA repair.